Messenger RNA from Penaeus chinensis, 412 nucleotides. RefSeq lists its product as uncharacterized. The transcript is spliced from 2 exons. The record is from RefSeq and is a predicted model, not a curated record. The coding region runs from base 16 to 348 and encodes 110 amino acids. NCBI's taxonomy places the organism in Eukaryota, Metazoa, Arthropoda, Malacostraca, Decapoda, Penaeidae.
CGCUCAUGUUCCUCGAUGUGCGAGCUCGGCGUGGGUUUUCUAACCUCCUUCCAGUUGAAAAAAGCCAAGCCUGAAGCCUCCCUUGAGCCGAAACCCCAAGGGCGAGCCUCGAGGAGCCCCCAGGCCCUCGGAGGGCGAAAAGGGCGGAAGGCCGGCGCCGCCUCCGUGGCUGCGCCCUCCAUGCCGCGGGCGCGAGCGCAUGCGCGGCGAAGAUGGCGACGUGAGGGAGGGAGCAACGCCUCUGCUGUUUCUCGGUCAAAAUCUCCUCCGAGCACAGACCAAGAUGGAGGACGGACUUUUGUCAUUAAAGUGGAACAACCACAAGUCCACCUUCUUCCACAUACUUAGUGAAGUGCGGGGAAAAGUAAGUAAUGCCAUUGGCUACGUUCUCCAUUUGCCCUUUUCCUUUAUU